Betta splendens (Siamese fighting fish) is the source of this 2859-nucleotide messenger RNA. It is a transcript of the gene dipk1aa, whose product is annotated as divergent protein kinase domain 1Aa. The transcript is spliced from 5 exons. NCBI's taxonomy places the organism in Eukaryota, Metazoa, Chordata, Actinopteri, Anabantiformes, Osphronemidae. The record is from RefSeq and is a predicted model, not a curated record. The coding region runs from base 343 to 1716 and encodes 457 amino acids.
UGCAGCUGACGAGCCGAAACCCUCCGCUGGUAGACGCUCGCGCUGCGCCUGCGCCCUGAACCCUCUCCAGCCUCAGAUAUGUUGCCUUGCUUGAAAUCGAGCAGCUGCUGCAAAGAAGAGCGGAGGCGCAGGCGAAGUGCAGCAUCGGAGCGAUCGGCGCGGACGAGGCAGACCGAGGAUCGGCGGCUCGGGAGCGGACUGGCGCUGGGAUCGGGCGGCAUGGAUCCAUCUUCGCCUGUGCGCGAGAGAAACGGCUUGUUCUAAGCGGGCGGCGCUUUCCCCCGUGCAUUGUGGAUGAUCUCUCCCAGUCAGCCCCGCGUAUUGAGAUGAUCUAUUUUUGUGAUGGCGAAGGGUUUGAUUCCACGCGCCUGGGUGAAAAAGUCCUUCUACUUCCAGGCUCGGAUCUCCUUCGUCCGGGUCAAGUACCUGUUCCUCACCUGGCUGGCCGUGCUGGUGGGCAGCUGGGUCCUCUACGUGCAGUACUCGGUCUACAGCGAACUGUGCAGAGGACACGAGUGCAAGAACGCCAUUUGUGAUAAAUACCGGCGCGGGAUCAUCGAUGGAUCCGCCUGCAGCAGCCUCUGCGACAAAGAAACACUCUACAUGGGCAGGUGUCUGUCAACGCUGCCCAACAACCAGGUUUACACAGGCAGCUGGGGAGACCGUGACGGCAUCGUCCGCUGUAACCUGGGGGAGGUGGUGCACUACGAGCUGGGCGAGGAGCCGGAGCCGCGGAGGGAGACCCCGGCGUUCGACAAACCCACCAGAGGCACCUCCGUGGAGAAGUUCCGGGAGAUGGUCCUGAACCACCUCAAGUCCAAGCUCGGGGAGCAGGCCAACCUCGGCGGCUUCGUCAGCCAGGUGCUGUCCGUCGCCGACGGCAACCGGGACGGACAGGUGUCUCUGCCCGAGGCCCGCUCCACGUGGGCCCUGCUGCAGAUGGACGAGGUAACGGAGGGGACGGGGCUCCACGCGCGGCGCCCCGGUCUCGCGUGCGCGCGGCGUGCUAAUGACCCGUUGUCCGCUUGGUCCCAGGUGCUGCUGGGCCUGCUGCUCCAGGACCGCGGACACACCCCCCGCCUCCUGGGCUACUGCGGGGACCUGUACGUGACGGAGCGCGUCCCCCACGGGCCCCUGUACGGGCUGCCGCUGCCGUGGCCGCUGGUGUCGUGGGUGCCCGGCGGCGUCCAGCGCUCCAUCGACCAGUGGUUCACGCCGUCGUGGCCGCGCAAGGCCAAGAUCUCCAUGGGGCUGCUGGAGCUGGUGGAGGACCUCUUCCACGGCACCUACGGCAGCUUCCUCCUCUGCGACGUCGCCGCGCCGCACUUCGGCUACACCGACCGCCACGAGCUGCGCCUCACCCGCGCCCGCACCGUCGUGCCCGAGGAGCGCUUCCGGCGCGCCAUGCGGGCGCUGAGGUGCGAGACGGACGCCGACUGCGUGUACGGGGCGGACUGCAGGGCGGCGUGCGACGCGGCCGAGAAGCGGUGCGGGGGGGAGGCGCUGCAGCCCAACCUGGCCAAGGCCUGCGGGGCCCUGAAGGACUACCUGCUGCGAGGGGCCCCGUCGGCCCUGAGGGAGGAGCUGGAGAGGCAGCUGUACGCCUGCAUGGCCCUGCGGGGCAACGCCGGGCAGAUGGACAUGGAGCACUCGCUCAUCCUCAACAACCUCAAAGCGCUGCUGUGGAGACAGAUCUCGCACACCAAGGACUCGUGACGAGGGGGAGCCGAGUGUUAGAGAUGCCGCGACGGAGGAGUGGCGAAUUGUGCCGAGCAACUCUCACACAUUUCAGUAGUUAAACUAAACGAUUGCAUGCUGUCAUCGGUUGUGUUAUUUACCAUACUGGAAUGUUACGGCAGCACUGCUGGAUUAACAGAUUUUACUGAGCUCAGAGACUAAAGUGCACAAAGCUGAUAUUUGUCUAGGCAGACGUGACACACUGACCUCCAGAUUGAUAUGUAAAGCUGCUAAAAUUACAUAAUUUCAUACAAAGUGUGUUUUAUUCAGUUCAGCUCUUAAUCAAAAUCAGUGAUUUAGUCUUUUGAUGGGUUUUACUAGAAUUCAGCCCCGAACCCACUGCUGUCUAGAAUUAACUGUUAACUCAAUUGAAACCAUGGAAUAUUAUUUUAAUGUUAGUUUUUAAUUUUUUUGAUGUUACUUUUACAGUAAUUGUUUUCACUGAAGCAGGUAAGUCAAAGCUAUCUCUGAAGAGGGAACGCGUCACUGAGUGCGAUGCAGUUCCUUUUUAUAGCAAAGUCAAAAGUACAGAGGAGGAAAGUCCUAGUGGCUUUGGAUCCACAAUGACAUGUCACAGUCUUAGCAUAGAAACAAAUACAGUUCAUGCAAACUAAGAGACUCUGACAAUCUGAGAAGAAUUGCUGGCUUUUCCAUUCAAUCAUCAGUGUGAUCAAUAAGAUGGAUCAGCAGCUUCUGGCAACGCAAUGACAUUUCUUCACUGUAUAUCUCACAGACGUUGAACUCUCAUCACUGUUAAUGCAACACUGAACGUACAAAGUGAACGGAUUUGUUUGCUAUUUAUUGUCACUGCAGCACCUGUAGUCGUCAACUAAGUCACGCUGAAACCAUUUGAAUGUUUAUCACUCGAGGGUGGAGCUGAAGGCUCGCUCGCAUUUGAAUGCUGUACAAACGCAUCGCUGUCCAUGGUGUCUGAUAUUGACUCGUGACGCAUGUCAAGCUUAUGGUCCAUGCCGUUUUGACGAUAUGAACAAUGUUUACUUAUUGAAGAAACCAGCAUGAUUUUGCACAAUUAAAGUACGAACCACUACCGUUACUGGCAAACGUGUACAAACCAUUUCUACCAGGUCAUGAUCGCAGUGGAUUAAAGAUUAAUAGAAUGAA